CAGGAGAUGCUCCUCAGUGUGUCUGUGAACUGUCUGAACUCACUCAUACGCUUCCUGAGCAGAGGCAGACCAGCUAUAGUUCAGCAUGUGGUGUGUCAGCCCUGGAAUGGUUUCUUGCUGUACUCUCUGCUGAAUUCAGGAGAAUAUCUUACACUGCACCCAGCAACACUCAGCUUAAUGACUCUGCUGGUCCGUUGGUCUGGAAACAGAGUGCAGUGGGAGUCGAACAUUGUGUGUGUGUGUGAAACUGCUGAGAAAACAGGACUGAAAGAGUUGAGUGGAAACACCAUACACACUCUUAAGUGUCUGCUGAUUGAGGGCAGUGAGUGUUCUCUGAGUGAAGAUGUGAAACUGAGAGUGGAGAGCCUGUUAGAGUCCCUCCACCAUCUGCGUCCUUCAGAGACCAGCACUGGCUCUUUACUUCGAGUGGGACGUUUAUCCAUCUGCCUUGCUGACUUCACUGUGAAUCACUAGCUUUAACACACGCACACACACACACACACACACACACACACACACAGAGGCACUCAGACUGUGUGUAAAGUAAUGAAGGAGUUUACUGGAUUUAACAGUCUUCAUUCACACUUGUUCUUUAUAUAUGUUACUGUGUUUGUUCUGUUCCUGUACAAAUUCUUCUUCAUUGUCACUUUCAUAAACAUCACACACUCCUCCACACAGACACACACACCACCUGACUGUAUUACACACACCUCAGUGGUGCAUUGUUAUUGUUCUGAUAGUGUAUUUCAUUAUUAUUAGGAGUUAUGAGUUCAGUAAAUUGUGGUGAGGUCAGGUAAUAAUUAUAACGUAAACAUGUUAUACACACACACUCACACACACACAUAAUAGCUGAAUGUUCUAAAACAUGAAUAAAAAUAAUAUAUAAGUAAUAAGUGAAAACAUGA
This is a messenger RNA of Ictalurus furcatus (blue catfish), 905 nucleotides long. RefSeq names its product meiosis inhibitor protein 1. The record is from RefSeq and is a predicted model, not a curated record. Lineage: Eukaryota; Metazoa; Chordata; Actinopteri; Siluriformes; Ictaluridae. The transcript has 5 exons. Bases 7 to 474 code for a protein of 155 amino acids. Gene Ontology annotation, biological process: meiosis I.